AUGGGAGGCCCUAUAUUUUGUGAUGUUUUCUUCGGUGAACGCCUCCUGCUUAGCUAUGUUGAUUUGAAAGUGGUAUUGAACCGUACCAGUGACGAGUUUGCCCUAAUGGCAUCCGAGGACGAUGCAGCAUUUAAAGUGAAACUGGUGGAUGUUUAUCUAAAAGUUCGCAAAGUUAAAGUGAAUCCUAGUAGAGCUAUGUCUCACGAAGUUGCACUGAAAAAAAGCCCAGCCGUUUACCCUGUAAGGCGUGUGGACUGCAAAAGUUUCAUCAUUCCAUCAGGAAACCCAUCGUUGCAAAAAGAUAAUCUUUUCAACGGUUUGGUACCGAAAUCACUUGUCGUCGGGCUUGUUGCAAGUGCUGCAUUCAAUGGUGCUUAUAAAUUAAACCCAUUCAAUUUCCAGCAUUUCAACGUUUCAUCCUUAGGCAUUUCUGUAAACGGCGAAUCUCUACCAUCUAAACCUUUCAAGCUGUCGUUUGGUAACAAUCCUAGAUACAUAGAAGCAUUUCUAUCACAAUUUGCUGGCACUGGAAAAAUGUUUUGA
Messenger RNA from Xenia sp. Carnegie-2017, 543 nucleotides. RefSeq lists its product as uncharacterized. NCBI's taxonomy places the organism in Eukaryota, Metazoa, Cnidaria, Anthozoa, Malacalcyonacea, Xeniidae. The coding region runs from base 1 to 543 and encodes 180 amino acids. Gene Ontology annotation, cellular component: cytosol. The record is from RefSeq and is a predicted model, not a curated record. The transcript has a single exon. Gene Ontology annotation, molecular function: ribonucleoside-diphosphate reductase activity, thioredoxin disulfide as acceptor. Gene Ontology annotation, biological process: deoxyribonucleotide biosynthetic process.